AUGGACGCGCCACAAUCUAUGCUAAUUCAGCACUCUGAUAAUGGUCUAUCCCUGAAUACUUCGAAUAGUACCAAUAAUAACAUUCCAAAAUACUACCAAGUGGCUACUCCAAAUUCGCCUCAUGAAGAGUUUAAUGAUGACUCUAUGCUUAUUCAUCCAAGAGAAGAAAGUGCUAAAGAAAGUGAAGAUGUGGAAAGACUUAAAUAUGAGACCGCAAAAAGUGAAUUAUUGGACAAACUAAAUCUACAUAUUUUAAUAAAUCAUAAAAAAAUAAGAUCAAUUGAAGAUGAGAUCGGUCGGAUUGACUCACAACUUAAACUUGUUGAAACUUUGCACGAUGACACUGACUUAUUAGAUAAAAUCGAAAAAAACAAACUGAAAAAAAUUGAAUUGCAAAAAGCCCGGUCGUCAUCCUUUAUGUCAUUUUAUCCUUCAUCCACUUCAAAUAAUGAAAAUCUUCCGAUAUCAGCGAGUAGCAAUAUUCCACAGCAUCACUAUCAAACAAGAAGCAAAAGCACGACGAACACUUUUGAACUUACACAGGACGAUUCUGUUCUUGGUAAGCGAUCUAAAAACCCUUCUAAGGGCAAGUUAACAAUAUCUAAUCCAAAUGCAUUUCAGGUUCAAGAAUUUAAACCAAAUCAGAUGAACGCACAUCAUAGAAGAACAUAUUCGACAUCAUGCCUCUCAAAUAACAGUGGUAUCAUUGGACAAACUGAAAAUAACGAACCUAUAUUCAGAAGAUUUGAUGGUGUACUUGUAGUUAUAAUGUGCUCAAUGUGCACACGUUCUGGAUUCACCUCAGCACAAGGGAUGGUGAAUCAUGCACGUCUGAAACAUCACAAAACGUAUUCCAGCCAACCACUUGCAGUGCUGAACAAUCAAGUUUUAUUGCCAUUAGAGAAGCAAGAUUCGACUGUAUUAGAUAAAUUUAAAAAAUUAGGUUUGGAUCCCCAAAAAGAUUAUUUACCUUAUAAUGUGGCAAUUCCAUCUAUGGAGUGCAAAAAGAAGGAUUACCAAAAGAUACGAAGCACCGAGCACUUACAAAAAAUGUACGAAAAUAAAAGUGAAUUUAUUGAUUUGAUGGAUAUGGUUGAUACGACACAAAAUGAUCUAGAUAUCGUUUUGGCACAAUCAAGCGGAGAAGAGGACGAAGUGGAGGAGGCGGGAGACCCUGAUGAUACCGAAGGCUCAUAUAAACCAUCUGACUUUAAUUCAAACUCAGCAUCCAGUUCUAGCUCUAACUCAGACCUUGAAAGUGAAAAUCACAGCGAGGGUGAAACUCCACGUACUAAUGUUGAUGAAAAGAAGGUUUUGAGGAACAAAAAACGUAAGAUUAUACAUGACGAUGAGGAGGAAGAGGAAGAAGAAGAGACUAUUGGCUUAAGAUUGCGAAAAAGUGCCAAACCAAAACCUGAAAGUGAGAAACCUAAACAGUACUUCUUGCGCAGUAAAUUCAGUGGUUAA
Messenger RNA from Kazachstania africana CBS 2517, 1467 nucleotides. RefSeq names its product Ahc1p (gene AHC1). Lineage: Eukaryota; Fungi; Ascomycota; Saccharomycetes; Saccharomycetales; Saccharomycetaceae. The transcript has a single exon. The record is from RefSeq and is a predicted model, not a curated record. Bases 1 to 1467 code for a protein of 488 amino acids.